AUGGGUUUGGUCAAGAAACCAGCAAUGGCUGCCUCCCGAGGCUCUUCGAAGUCCGAAAAGGCAGCUGAUGAGGUCAUGGGGACGAACAAUAGCAGUAUUGCGUCCAAACGAAGCGUUGAGAGAAUCUACCUGCCCGAACCGCAUUUUUUUAGUUGUUUUGUGAAGAAACCACAGCGCCGGUCACCAAUCAUCAAUCGUGGUUAUUGGUUCCGAAUGUAUGCCAUGGCGGAGACGGUUCGACAAUUCAUGGAGAAAGCACCGGUAGAUAAGCCCAAAUACGUUUUGAAUUUGGGUUGUGGAUAUGAUCCCUUGCCCUUCAUGCUGCUCAGCGACGAGAAGAAGGCAGGUCGUAGUGGGCAUACCGUAUUUGUGGACAUCGACUACGAAAAGCUCAUGGACCAUAAGAAGAGAACCAUUCAAGAAUCCAACGAAAUCACCAGCGUAUUGGAGGAUGCUCAAUUUGGCGAAUACGAAGACCCUAUCCAAAUUCGCAGCUCCCGAUACAUUGCCGUGGGCUGCGAUAUGUACAACUUGAAGAAGCUUGACGAGGUAUUGCGCACUAGUGUCCUGCCUUCUACUGACUGCUCGGUGCUUUUCUUGGCAGAGGUUUCUUUGACUUAUAUGGACGUCAAGUCUGCCCAUAAUGUCGUGACAUGGGCCUCAAAGCUAACCAAUGAUGUCCAAUUUUGUAUAUUGGAGCAAUUCUUCCCAGAUGGUCCUGACCACCCGUUUGCGAAGACGAUGAUGACCCAUUUUAACAAAGUGCGGGCUCCUCUAUUCUCGAUCCACGAGUUUCCCACGCUUGGCCAACAAGAACAACGAUUUCGAAAUGCUGGUUGGUCUGAAGCCCGGGCAAGAAGCCUAUGGGAUCUAUGGUCUGAUAGCGAAUUCUUGCCCGAUUCGAUACGAACCGGGCUGGAUUCAUUCGAAGCCUUUGAUGAGUGGGAAGAGUUUGCAGUUUUUGCUUCUCACUAUUUCGUGUUGAUUGCAUCAAACAGUCCCGGCGUAGAAAAGAUCAAAUGCCCCGAGAGUACCAAUGAGCAUUCCUCAGGUGAUGUCUCGUCUCGAUUUGCACUGACACCGCAUUGCCCACCCGAAAAUAAUGGCCGCCGACGAUAUGGUGCAUUGAUACCGGAUGGUGACCAUUCUGUCGGUUACCAUGGUGGUCAAGGCGAACAAUCACGCCUGGCUUCCACGGAUCUGUAUACUCGCACUGAAAGCAUUAACGGGCUACUCUCAACAGUUCCGCCGCCCCAUAUCCCCACGCGAAUGUGUCACACUGUUACCCCACUGGCCAGAAAUUCUAGAUGUCUUCUUGUGGGUGGCAGGACAUCCCCCACUGCUCCCCUGAGCGACUGCUGGGUACGCCGUGAUAAUUCGUGGAGCCAGGUUCAACCCCUGCCCGAGCCGCGAUUCCGACACAACGCCACCGACGUUUCAUGCGGUGAUGAAAAAAGUUCUAUCCUUGUUUAUGGUGGCAAGUCCAACAACCACCUGCUCCUGGAUAGCUGGGUGCUAUGGAACGACAAGGACGAGCGAGGGUGGCAAAGGGUCAAUGUCAGGGCGGUCGGUCCUUCACCUCAAGCUCGCUUUGGCGCAAGCUUUUCAAGGAUAAACGAUCAUUCCGGGGUCUUGUUUGGAGGUAUCGGGGCUACUGGAACUAUUUUAGAAGACUUUUGGUCAUGGAAUCUUUCUCGUUGCGAGGAUGGAUCUUUGCAAGUGGAGAUCACAGACCUCACCCAAAGCAUCAGGGAUGCAGUGCCCCAACUUUUCCCCUUUCUGAGUCGAUUUGGGGCAACAGUGAACACAACAUCGUUCGGCUUGGUUCUUGCUGGAGGCAUUAUCCCUCGCCAGGUAGUUCCAGCUGAUAAAGAAAUCUUAUUGCUGGACAUCCAGCAACUGAUGACGUUAUCAGAAAAGAAGCUAUGCGGUCCAACUGUUAUCUCAAGCAUCGGACUCGGAGCAAAUUUCGAGGGACCAAGACCAUUGCUUACCGGCCACGUCGCCCACACGAUUGCGACUGACGCUGUUCUUCUACUUGGUGGAGGAGGAGUGUGCUACGCAUUUGGAAAUUUCUGGUCAGAGGGAUCGUGGCUUCUGCAAUCGCAAGACUCGAAGACGGGGAAUACGUGGACGAUCUCCGCCGCCGAAAGCCAAACCCAUUCCUAG
This is a messenger RNA of Penicillium waksmanii, 2169 nucleotides long. RefSeq names its product tRNA methyltransferase PPM2. Gene Ontology annotation, molecular function: protein binding; tRNA methyltransferase activity. Gene Ontology annotation, biological process: tRNA methylation; wybutosine biosynthetic process. Lineage: Eukaryota; Fungi; Ascomycota; Eurotiomycetes; Eurotiales; Aspergillaceae. The transcript is spliced from 4 exons. Bases 1 to 2169 code for a protein of 722 amino acids. The record is from RefSeq and is a predicted model, not a curated record.